Messenger RNA from Megachile rotundata (alfalfa leafcutting bee), 3332 nucleotides. RefSeq lists its product as uncharacterized. NCBI's taxonomy places the organism in Eukaryota, Metazoa, Arthropoda, Insecta, Hymenoptera, Megachilidae. The record is from RefSeq and is a predicted model, not a curated record.
AAUCUGGUCUCAGUCGUGCGCGACGCGCCAUAUGCGGUGGAUCAUUUGUCAAAGUGCUUACAAAGGCCAAUAAUCGUCUCGCAUGACACGUGUGAUCCCCCGAUAAAAACUGCCACGUGCUGGCAACUAACCCCUCCACGGUUAUCAACCCCCCUGAACCGCUCCCGGAAAUUUGACGGAAAAACUUGAUCCAAGUCCAAUGUCCUAGUGGUGAUCGGAGGACCUCCAGGUCCGGUGCUCUCGCGAUUGAAUCUUCCGACUAAAACUAAUAUCUCGCAGGGUAAAAGAAACAAGGGAUGUGAUAUUUUUCUUUCGAGAGCUUGUAACAGGUUUUCUUUCGAAACCUUGGUCAGAUUUUGCCAGGAAAGUUUGGAUGUUGGAUACAAUGCCGUUGAAUGUACCUUGGCGAGCAGACUGAAAAGGUGAUAUUGUUAGACGGUCGCAUGGGGUGUACAAAGAUAGUCCUUCUUGGAACUCGGACGAACGGAAAUCUGUGGUAAUCGAUCGGACCUUGAGUGAGACUUACGUUAAAUAUAAUUGAAUCUCGAAUAUCAGUGUAAUUGCACGAAAGAGACAGACGUCGUUAGGGGAAAGAAUUAUGCACGCACAGCUUUUUGGCGCUAUCCAACAACGGAUGAAAAUCUCGUUAAGCGCGGGAGAGAGCCGAAAAUUUCAGGAUGCAUAAUCAGAGAUAUCAACCAAGUGAUUAGAGUCCUUCUCGAGCGUGGAACAGCCACGCUGAUGCGACAUUUUCCUCGCUCUUUUUCCACCUAGUCUUGUACUCCAGUACAAGAGGGUAGUUGUUACGGUCUUUGAACUGCAACGGAAGCUGCUGCCCGCAGGGAACAGCGGGGCAUGGAAGAUGAACGCGACUGACGAAGGAUUAAAGCUAGAGUGAAAGCAGCGAAGAAUUGAGAAAAUUAUUCGGAGCAACGAAGAUGAGGCAGCGUGCUGCGUUCUACCUACUUUCGUUGCUACUUUUCUCGUUGGCCAGUUUUUGUGGAGCUUUCGUUGAAACUCGGGGAUGCAAUCGCACUGUCAGAAAUUCUAUCGGAUGGAUACGUUGGACAGGAAGAAUGGGGCGGUGUAUCGUUCACAUUGUGGCACCUUCUAGAGACCCUCAGACGCAGGUGAUCGAACUAAAAAUUAGACGACUUCAAGUUGGUUUUCUGAAAGAAACCAAAUGUGAAGGUGCUUAUAUUCAAUUUUUCGAUGGCGGAAAGGAUGUUCAGAAUAAAACAGGACGUUACUGCGGUCACGUGAAUAGCAAUGCAACAAGACUGUUCCUAAGAAAGGGGCCCAACCUGACAAUCAUAAUGGACUCGGACGUAGAGUUUGCAACCGAAAACCCAGUAAUCUUCUCCGCCCAAUUUUCGAUUUUACCAGCGCACUUGGCUGCCGAGCGUCACCGCGGUUUUUCUCCGUCCUUUUCAUUCGACUGUCCAGUGGAGUGCGUCGUAAGAAACGACCAAAGAUUCUGCAAGUUGAUGUCCCCGGGUUACCCGGGCGUCUAUCCCCGCGGUAUCAGAUGCAGGAUCGCCCUGGAAUCGAAUUCGGGUCGCUUUAAGAUCGGAGGCCAACCGACCGAUAUUUUCGAUCUGAUGAACCACACGUCCCAGGACAACUGCCAGACGGAAAACUGCGAGAGGCACAUAGAAAUCGUCCCGGAAGCACCGAAGACGAGGGUCGCUAAGUCGAUCGGGUAUCUGCCGGGAUAUAUGUCCUACAGGAGGCCAAGGAGCCCCGAUCACGAGGAGGAACUGGAAUUUAUCAUUGGACAAACGUCGCACAAGUUUAAGAGGAAUAGAAAUAAUCGAAGAAAAGUUAGGAAAGAUAAGAAGAAAGUCGGAUCGAAAGAUCUGUACAAGUCUCGUAGAAGAUACGUAGCUGAGGAUAGAAGGAAUCGUCCGAAAGAGAUAACUGAACAGUCUUCUGCUUUUCAUGGGUUUAAAAAGGACCCCAAGCUAUUCGUCGGGUAUCACGACGAGGAAACAUCGCCAGAUUAUGUGCAAAGGAGACUUCGUCGCCCGCAGCAAAUUAAUAAAAAGUCUAUGGACUCCAGUUCGUGGAAGAACUUUGACCUGCAAGAUGUAUCGAGGGAGAAUUUGUCUCCUGACGGAACACAGGACAUUCUGAGGAAGGAGACUCAAGAGAAAAACACUGUACAGGUUUCCGAGUAUGGAUACACGAGGAGGGGUCGCACGCAAGAUAAAUUAGGAAGCACCAGUUGCGUCGGCGAUUAUCUUGCUCUCAUGGAGAACGUAGAUGGGAAAAUUCUGGAGAUCUCCAAAUUUUGCGGCGAAGGUCACGUGCCGCGAAUAAUUACUCGAGGGAAGAAUAUUAUCGUUGAGUUUUACGCGCAGCAAGAUGGCACGAUAAUGCACGACGGCUUCCAAUUGUCCGUGCAAGAAAUGGAGCAGACGGCUGUGACACAUAGCCAAAGUUGCGAUUUCGUUUAUAGGAGUUCGGAACGUACUAGGGAAAAUAUUAAAUCGUUGCCGAACUGGUAUCCUCCGGACACGGUGUGCAGCUAUAAGUUCAUAGGCAGGACCUCUGAGAAGAUUUCGGUGUACAUGAAAAUAAUUAGAAACGAACUGGAUUUGGAAUAUGCACCUCAGACUCGGAACCUUAGUCUGGGUUAUUGCUCUGGAAAUGAAAUUGCAGUUUAUAAUGGAAUAGAAGCAAAUAAUAACAUCCUAAUGUGGUCCUACUGCGACGUGUCUCAUCAAGACAUCAAUAAUAUUCAGGUUCCUCUCACCUCCAGCGGAAACGAAUUGUUAAUACAAUAUUACAGUGCCAAAGGUUCUUACGACGGCCAAGAGUUCACCUACACGAUAUCCUACAGGUUUCUGAAGAAGUCGAAGAACUCCACGAAUAGGCGUCAAAUACAGGACGACUUCAAGUUAAUUUCUCUUAGGCCCGUCAAUUUUUCUGCGCUGAAUUUGAACGACAGCGAAUACUGCAAUUGUGAUUUUGGUGACAGAAUAGGCAGCUUUAAAAACUGGUUCAUGGUUCUGGUUGUGCUGGGAAUUAUUUCGUUCCUAGGAGCCAUUUUUACGAUAAUCACGCUCCUCGUUAAAUGUAUGAAAAUAAGAUCCAUGGAGAAGCGACUGCUGCAGACUCCGAAACUGUGAAUCUAAUCAAAUUUUGUACUACUUUCUAGCUGUGCGAAGGAAAAUAUUUUCUAAACGAACUCGUCACAAAAUGGCGUAAAUUGUUCGAAUUUAAUUUGGAUGAAACUUUGAUAAAAGUACAUUUUAUACAGUGCAGUAAUUUGAGUUUGACGGAAACUGCUUUUUGGAUUAGUGAAAUCAAUAUCCGUAACCGAUAAU